GCGGCGGCGGCCGCCGAGAUGAAGCUGAGCCGGCAGUUCACGGUGUUCGGCAGCGCGAUCUUCUGCGUGGUGAUCUUCUCCCUCUACCUGAUGCUGGACCGGGGCCACUUCGACCACCCGAAGAGCCCGCGGCGGGAGGGCACCUUCCCCAAGGGCCAGCUUUCAAUAUUACAAGAAAAAAUAGACCAUUUAGAACGCUUGUUGGCAGAAAAUAAUGAGAUUAUUUCAAACAUACGGGAUUCUGUGAUUAAUCUGAGUGAAUCGGUAAAGGAUGGUCAAAGAAAUCCUGAGGCUAUAAACUUCAGUCAAGGAUCUCUCUCUGAGCUCCUUCCUUCUGCUUCAGUUUCACUUGCAGUUGAUUCUGAGGAUUGUUUAUUUGCUUCGAAAAGUAGAAAUCAAGUUUCAGGAGUACAGAUGUUGGAUGUCUAUGACAUUCUUCCUUUCGAUAAUCCAGAUGGUGGUGUUUGGAAACAAGGAUUUGAUAUCACAUACAAUGAAAAUGAAUGGGACAGUGAACCGCUUCAAGUUUUUGUUGUACCUCACUCUCAUAAUGACCCAGGUUGGCUGAAGACUUUUGAGGACUACUUCAGAGAUCAGACACAGCAUAUCUUAAAUAACAUGGUUAUAAAACUACAAGAAGACAACCGAAGAAAAUUUUUGUGGUCUGAGAUUUCUUACUUUUCAAAAUGGUGGGAUGGAAUAGAUAGCCAAAAAAAGGAUGCUGUUAAAAGGUUAAUAAAAGAUGGUCAAUUUGAAAUAGUAACAGGAGGAUGGGUUAUGCCUGAUGAAGCCUCUUCUCACUACUUUGCUUUAAUUGACCAACUGAUAGAAGGACAUCAGUGGCUAGAAAGGAAUCUAGGAGUAAAACCAAAGUCUGGCUGGGCCAUUGAUCCCUUUGGGCAUUCCCCGACAAUGGCUUACCUUUUGAAACGCACAGGAUUUUCCAACAUGCUUAUACAGAGAGUUCACUACUCAGUUAAAAAACACUUUGCAACUCAGAAGACACUAGAAUUUUUUUGGAGACAGAACUGGGAUUUGGGAUCCAGUACAGAUAUCCUUUGUCAUAUGAUGCCUUUCUAUAGCUAUGAUGUUCCUCAUACUUGUGGUCCAGAUCCAAAAAUCUGUUGCCAAUUUGAUUUUAAACGUCUUCCUGGAGGAAGAGUAAGUUGUCCAUGGAGAAUUCCGCCAGAGGCCAUUCAUGCUGGGAAUGUUCAACACAGGGCUUGGAUGAUUUUGGAUCAAUACAGAAAGAAGUCGAAGCUUUUCCGUACUAAAGUUCUAUUGGCUCCUCUAGGGGAUGAUUUCCGCUAUACUGAGAGCUCAGAAUGGGAUCAACAGUACCAGAAUUAUCAGAAGCUGUUUGAUUAUAUGAACUCUCAUCCUGAGUUUCAUGUUAAGGCUCAGUUUGGAACGUUAUCAGACUACUUUGAAGCUUUGCGCAAAGAAAGCAAUUUGGGUGAAAAGAAUAGCAAUUCAUUUUUCCCUGUUUUAAGUGGAGACUUUUUCACAUAUGCAGACAGAGAUCAUCAUUACUGGAGUGGAUACUUUACAUCACGACCAUUCUAUAAGCGACUAGAUAGGGUUCUGGAAUCUUAUCUGAGGGCAGCUGAGAUCCUCUACUCCUUGGCUUUGGUACAGUCCAAUAAAUUUGACAAGAUGAGCCUGUUUCCUUCAGUGGAUCACUAUAAAUUGCUGACAGAGGCUAGGAGGAACCUUGGACUCUUUCAGCAUCAUGAUGCCAUUACAGGGACGUCUAAAGAUUGGGUAGUUGUGGAUUAUGGCACAAGGCUUUUCCAUUCUUUAAUGAACUUGAAGAAUGUGAUAAUUGACUGUGUUCAUAUUCUUAUCCUAAAGGAUAAAGAUACUUAUAAUUACGAUGCAUCAACUCCGUUCCUUAAGAUGGAUGAUAUUCAGUCCUCACAAGAGUCUCUGCCACUCAAGAUGGUUAUAAAGCUCACUUCACAACCGAGGUACCUUCUCAUAUAUAAUCCUGUGGAACAAGAGCGAUUUUCAGUGGUUUCAGUCAAUGUGAAUUCACCCAGAGUUACGUUGUUAUCUCCUUUGGGAAAACCUGUUACUGUCCAGAUUAGUGGUGUUUGGGAUGGAUCAACUACAGUAUCACAUGAAGCGUAUCAGAUCUCUUUCUUGGCACAUCUACCACCUUUGGGGCUUGCAGUUUACCAGCUUCUGGAGGUUCAGAGUUCAGAAACAGAUUUAACUGGUUAUACUAUAUAUACAAGUGGAAGGAAUAAUAUGCAGGUGAAGCCAGACAGGAUUUUCAAGAUAAAAGAGAUGCAGAAUUCUGUGGAUAAUAUAAUUUUAGAGAACUCCUAUAUGAAACUGUGGUUCUCUGGAAUGUCUGGACUACUGGAGAAAAUAAAUACAAAAGAAGACGGUAAAAACCAUCAAAUGAAGGUGGAGUUUGCAUGGUAUGGAACUACAAGUAACCGGGAUAAGAGCGGCGCUUAUCUCUUCUUGCCUGAUGGAGAUGCCAAGCCUUAUAUUUUUACAGAUCCACCUACCGUAAGAGUUGCUCAUGGAAGGAUUUUCUCAGAAGUUGUAUGUUUUUUUCCUCAUGUGACUCAUACCAUGCGACUCUAUAAAGUCCAGGGUUUGGAAGGCCAGUCUCUCGAGGUUUCCAAUAUUGUGGAUAUUAGAGGAGAAUAUAAUCGUGAGCUUGCAAUGAGAAUUUCAUCUGACAUAAACAGCCAAAAUAGAUUCUAUACUGAUCUUAAUGGAUAUCAGAUUCAGCCCAGACUGACGAUGAGCAAAUUGCCCCUUCAAGCAAAUAUCUAUCCUAUGACUACGAUGGCUUAUAUCCAAGAUGCUGGCUUUCGUUUAACACUUCAUUCAGCUCAGUCUCUAGGUGUUGCAAGCUUGAAAAAUGGUCAGUUGGAAGUAAUCAUGGAUCGUCGACUUAUGCAGGAUGACAACCGUGGCCUUGGACAAGGUGUUCAAGAUAACAAGAUUACAGCUAAUGUCUUCCGACUUCUUCUGGAAAGAAGACACGGAACAGAUUUGAAUGAAGAGAAGUCCUCAGUCAGUUUUCCAUCACUCCUUAGCCAUCUAACUUCUGCUUUCAUAAAUCAUCCUGUAAUUCCAAUGACAAUUUAUGCGGAUUCAGGUGUCCCUGAGAUGUUAAAUACUUUUUCUCCACUCAUGUCAUCUAUGCCUUGUGACAUGCAUAUAGUAAAUCUGAGGACAAUCCAAUCAAAGGCAGAUUUUGAGCCAUCUGAUGAAGCUGCUCUGAUCCUUCACAGGAAGGGAUUUGAUUGUAGAUUUUCAAACAGAGAUGUGGGUCUAUUCUGUUCUACUACUCAGGGAAAGAUAAAGGUGCAUAAACUCUUUAACAAAUUCAGCGUGGAAAGUCUUACACCCACAUCUUUAUCUUUGAUGCAUUCACCUCCAGAUGCCAGAAAUAUAAGUGAAAUAAAUAUGAGUUCUAUGGAGAUAAAUACGUUCCGGAUUCGGCUAAGAUGAAAUCAGCUGAAUACUCAGCUAUAGAAGAGGAAUCUGCAAUUUUAUCUCCUCCAAGUUUCACGUGCAAUAAGAAGCACAUUAUUAUUAUUCCAGCUUCUGGAUACUGUGAGAAAAAACAUACAUUCUAUAGUUUUUUGACCAACACAAUGAAAAGCCAUGUUGCAAGCAACAUUUUUUUUUUCAUGAAAUACCAACAUCAGUAUAAGUUAAUGCAACAAGUGAAGAAAUUUCAAAGGAUGUUAACCUCUCAACAGAUCUCAGGUUAAAUGCUAACUAAUAGUGUAUCUAGUGUUCUUAUUUUAGCUUUCAUAGGGAAGGAGGUGGAUUUUAAACAGUCUGUUUUGCUGAUCCUUCAUGAAUUUAUGUACAAAUAAUUCUGUGUAGAAAUCCCUGAUGCAGCUUGGAAUUAAAAAGGAAUAAAAUGUUCUUGGGUAGUAGCUAAUGUCCAAAUAUUUGCAAUCAUUUGUAUAAAUGACAAUAAUUUCAUUUUAUUCCACAAUUAAUUUCAAUUUAUUCAAUAGAAAAAAGGUUUUUAAAUUGUGGUAGAAUGAAAGUUAGCGGUCUUUGUGAUAAGUGAUGGUAGAUUUUAAUGCUUCUACCAUUUGCUUGAGCUAUGUAAUUAGGAAAACAUGAAUCUGCAAAACAAUUUUGCAUUGAAAAUCUUUAAUAAAACUCCCAUUUUGUUACUUGACAUUCUGGGAUAUGUGCAAUUAUUCCAUUAUCAUAUAUGAUGAGAAAUGUCAGUAAUUGUCAUGAAUACAAGAUAUUUUACAAAACUCAUUUGGAUAUUGAUGCUCUCUGAAAUGAGUUUUCUAUUUCAAGAUUACCAUAUCAAGAUAAAUGUGCCUUAUUUUUUGAUACGUCUUGUUACAAUUUUGGUGUCUACGUUAAUGUUUUUGGGGAAGGGUAGUUUAUAUAACGCUUAAACUGUGUAUCUCCUAUUUGACAAUGCUGGCCACACUCUGAUCUACGUCCUCCUGCACCAAGUUUGUGCUAUCUUACUCUGAACAUUUUGACUAUUUGAAUGUAUUAAAAUGAUGUCAUAUCACAAAAUAAAACAAAUCAAGAAUUACUGUAAAAUCUAAAUUCAGCUGCUUUCAAGGAAAUUGCAACUUGAUGCAGAGAUUUGAUAGUAAGACAUAGUUUGCAAUCCCAUCAUGAGUUGUGCUUGCGUGUCACAGAUUGUAGUGACCUGUGCAUUCAGAAUCAUGUGCCUAUAUUUUAAACAUCAUUUCUCAAACUUGCAACCUCACUUAACAUCACCAGUGUUCACAUUACUGAAGAGUAGAUUCUUAUUCUUUUUGCUUUGUUUUCAUGUAUUAACUAACUCAUGUUUAGUGCCGAAGCCAUUUGUGUGGAAAAUAUUUCCCUACAUAGAACUGCUGUUUACAGUUAAAACGUAUAAACAUGCAUUUGAACGUGAUCCGCUUUACUGAGCUUUCUUUGUCUUCAUACCUCUUAUUUCUAUCUCUUGCUAAAAGGAAAGAUUUUUCCAUAUGUCACUUUUUCUUUAAUAAUAAUGCAUGAAAAGUCAAUUGGUAAAAAGAUGUGCUAUUUUCUAACUCUUCAUACUGUCCACUGUACUUGAUUUGAUCAAUAUCAUUCCAUGGUGUAUCAAAUUAUAUCUUGUAGCUACAGGCAAUCUUAAAAUGAAAGUAAAAUUUUAAUUUCAUGCAUUGGCAUGGCUGGAUCUCUGUCAGGAUUGCAUAGAUUUCCCUACUUAAUCUACUGUAUGUUUUGUAAUUAAUGGAAUAUUUAGCAGGAUCUGGUGCAAGUUAUCUCAAGAACAUGAGAACCACUAACCACUAAAUGGAAGAAUCAGAUGGAUCCAAUAAAUGGAUGUUUUCAUGCAAUAAACAUGUACUGUAAGUUUUCUUAGUUAUAGUAUUUGAAAAUAUAAUUCUUUGUUGGAACUUACAGCUUGGUAGACUUGCCAGCAGAAGGUUCUAAUAACAUUUAUUUUGUUGCAUCUUAAGAAUUCAGAGACUUGUGUUCUGUGCAAGAGAGCUUUCAGAAUUCUAUUUUAAGUUUUGUUAAAUGGAGAAGUAAAAUUUUGAUGCAAUAAAGUUUUAAAGUAUUUUGCCUGUUGGAUUUGCUUCCAAAAGACGUUUCAUAGCAUUGUAUCUUUUUGGUUUAUCAUCAGCUGUACAAUCGCGAUGCCUGAAUCUUCCUUAACCAGCACAUUUAGUCUUUGUUUCUGUUUUUUCUUGAGGGGAAGGGGAAUUUUUUGUUGUUGUUGUUUCUUUUUUUGUUAAUGCAACAACAGAACAACCUUCAAUUUGAGGUCCUUUCCUAAAACCUUCAACUAAGUUAAAACUCCAAAGUCUGAUAGGAGAUUUUACCAUAAUUGGUUCAGGAUGUGGCCGUUGAUGCUUUUCAACAGCUCUUAUGAAUUCUUUCUCUGUACUUACAUUAGAGAUUUCAAGUUCUUGUUUUUCUGUGCAUUUGUCAUCUAAUUUCAUCAUAUUUACUUUUUUUUCUAUUUUUAUAGCUGCUGUUUUUUUAACUACUGGUUAAGAGAACCAAGCAUCCUUACUUUCAACCAAUAUUGUUUUAAAGACAAUGCUGUAUAAGAAAAAGUUUAAAACCUUGUAAUUACUCUUCAUAUCAGAGUUGUACCUGUAUUGAGAUUUUUUUACAUCCCUUAAUCUGAAAUGUCUUUGUUUUUACUUCCUCAUAUUGUCUCUGAAAAAAAAAAAUGAUUU
Molecule: messenger RNA, 6185 nt
Organism: Rhea pennata
Lineage: Eukaryota; Metazoa; Chordata; Aves; Rheiformes; Rheidae
Gene: MAN2A1
Product: mannosidase alpha class 2A member 1
Exons: 22
Coding region: 19-3480 (1153 amino acids)
Biological process (GO): protein deglycosylation; mannose metabolic process; N-glycan processing
Cellular component (GO): Golgi membrane
Molecular function (GO): alpha-mannosidase activity; carbohydrate binding
Source: RefSeq, a predicted model, not a curated record